Molecule: messenger RNA, 610 nt
Organism: Drosophila innubila
Lineage: Eukaryota; Metazoa; Arthropoda; Insecta; Diptera; Drosophilidae
Product: kunitz-type serine protease inhibitor 3
Exons: 1
Coding region: 159-491 (110 amino acids)
Molecular function (GO): serine-type endopeptidase inhibitor activity
Source: RefSeq, a predicted model, not a curated record
UCGCCAGUCGCCAGUUGAAGAGCCAACAGUGAACAAGUUAAAGAAGAAGAAGAUAUAAAGAAAGCCGCCGUUAAAGCGAGAUCACAACGAAUCCAGCUCAACCCGUGUCACAGUCGGAGUCGUGUUCAUUCAAGUGUUGCAAGUGCGAUCCAGUCAAAAUGUGUGCCCAGAGUCAGCUGAAAGUCAUUGGAAUGGUGCUGCUAAUGUUGUUGGUGGCUUGUCAGGCACGUCCCAUGGAUCUGUAUGAUGAUGUGAGCGACUUCUUUGAUGCCAUCUCAUUGGAUGAUGUGGCCAACACGGGACGCAAUACGCAUCCGGAGCAGUUCUGCAUGAUGCCGGCUCGCAAGGGUGUCUGUCGUGCCCUAAUCCCCAGAUGGCGCUACGAUCCGGAGCAGAAAAAGUGUGUGGAAUUCAAGUUUGGCGGAUGCGAUGGCAACGAGAACAAUUUCCCCAGCUACAAGACCUGCAUGGCCACCUGUGAGGGCAUGUAGGCGAUAGGGAACUGCGGGGAGUACUGCUGGUCGGCGUUUCCGUUUCCGAUUGGCCGGCGUUGCCAAAGGCGCAUGCUUUUCUUUCACCCGAAUCAAAGGCAGCAUUUACUUUUAACAAA